This is a messenger RNA of Aptenodytes forsteri (emperor penguin), 1342 nucleotides long. RefSeq names its product C-type lectin domain family 1 member A-like. Bases 1 to 522 code for a protein of 173 amino acids. The record is from RefSeq and is a predicted model, not a curated record. Gene Ontology annotation, molecular function: (1->3)-beta-D-glucan binding; pattern recognition receptor activity. Gene Ontology annotation, biological process: positive regulation of lymphocyte activation; detection of molecule of fungal origin; positive regulation of wound healing. Gene Ontology annotation, cellular component: cell surface. The transcript has 4 exons. Lineage: Eukaryota; Metazoa; Chordata; Aves; Sphenisciformes; Spheniscidae.
AUGGAAAGCCUCAACCAGCAGCUGGAGCUCCUCCAGGCUCAGAAUUUGAACUUGACAGAGACUGUAAAGCAACUUGCCACCUCCAGAGGACAUAAAUGUAUUCCUUGUCCUGAGAAGUGGCUACAAUAUGGGGAGAACUGCUACCACUUUUCAAACGAAUGGAAAACUUGGCAAGAAAGCAAGGCUGAAUGCUCUGUUCUGGAGUCCAGACUUCUUAAGAUAGAGAGUAAGGAAGAGCUGGACUUCACAAGGCGAUCGGCACAGUCUUACGGUUCUUACUCUUUCUGGAUUGGGCUGUUUCACAACGGAACUGAGGGGCCCUGGCUGUGGGAGGAUGGAUCGGCUUUCUCCCCUGAUCUGUUUCAGAUCCAACGAGCCAGCUCAAGUUCUCUCCUAGAUUGUGUGUGGCUUCAAGGUGCAAACAUAGGCACUGCAUGGUGUGGCGAGUACAGUUUUUACAUUUGUGAGAAAGUGGUGGAUCCUGCGGUGGUCAAGCAAGUGGGCUACUCGGACAGGCACUAGUGUGCAGAGCUCUGCAGAGAGCCCCAUCCUGGGAUAUGCCAUUGUGGGAGCGAGUUCUGCCCCAGGGUUUGUGAUAGGGAAAACGAGUCUGAGCUCAGGUUAAUGUAACAUCAGGGAUAAUCUAAGCUUAACUUGCCCUCUGGUGAUGCACAUCAGCCAGACUACUUCUUGGGCUUUUUCUUCAACAACUUCAUUCCCUCUUUCUUCUUUCAGCCCUUGCAUUCUUGUGUAACCACUUCUAUCCACUUCUUAUGAAUUCCUUUCUAAAUGAAACAAAAUUAAGUAUAUGAUUCCAGAACUCUAUUUUAAAGAUUCAUACCUAUCUCCCAGAAACAGGAAUCAAUGACCAUUUGUAAGAGCCACACAUCAUGUUUUCAAAAUCCAUCCAUUGGGUAUUCACAGAUAUGAGUUCCCAAUUUACAAUAAAUUUCCAAAUAUUUGAUUUAAUUUCACUCCUCCCCUACUGAUAACUAGAAAGUGCAACAGAAUCAGAGCCUGUAUUAAAAGACAAAUAAAAAUAUUUAUAGUUCUCCUGGUUAGAGAGAAAAGCUUUCAAAUGGGAUUGUAUGCCCUAUGGGCUCAAAAAACAGAAGGCAAAUACAGAACACAUCCUUAUUGAGGAAAGUCAGCAAUAUUUGAUGCCCAGGAAUGCCAGUACAGGUGCUAGUGGAUUGUUCUGCUGCAUUGGGCGUUAGGGGGGAAGGUGCAUUCCUCUAAGACAUCUGUCUUGAUAAUUAUCCGUGUCACAUCUGAUCCAGUUUUUUGAUUUCUCAAAUCCAUUUUCCAUUCUGUUGCAGAAUUUCACAACCGGAAUAAAUAU